UAUAGUUAAAGCGUCUGGAAGAAAUUAGACGCAGAAAAGGACAGUUCACUACUUCAACCUCUGACAACGUCAGAAUGAACUGCCAAGAUGCUCCAGCAGACCUCAUCACAGCAGACUGAUGCAAACUAUACUAUAUAAUGUAUUGGAGGAGGCGAGAAACUUGAAUGUUCAUUCGUUGUAUGAAAAACGUGGAUACUGCACAUCUUUUAAAAGCAACGAGUUUUUUAGAUGCUCCAUGCCGGUGUCUUCUGUAUUUUACCCAAAAACUUAUAUGGGAAAGUUUGUCCAGUGUCUGGAGCGUGCGAGCCUUUUCGGACAGCGUCCCUGUUAAACUAACGGGACAUCUCCACGCAGCUGCUCCAAGAUGAGAUGUGAUAAAGUGAUCACCUACUUGAGGAUUGUUGGGACGACACUGUUCGGCAUUUUGCUGCUUGUGGGAAUCUCUACUGCUUAUAUCAUGGGGUAUAAGCUAAUAACGACUGCAGGCAACUACUUGUCCUUUGGUCUUUAUGGGGCAAUUCUAGUCAUUCACCUCAUCAUCCAGAGUUUUUUUGCUCUACUGGAACAUAGGAACAUGAAACGUUCCCUGGAAACACCGAUCAAACUUAACAAGUCACUGGCCCUUUGCAUCGCAGCCUAUCAGGAAGACCCCAACUACCUGAGAAAAUGUUUAAUAUCAGUGAAGAGGCUCACCUACCCUGGGAUAAAGGUCAUUAUGGUUAUCGACGGGAACAAUGAUGAUGACAGCUACAUGAUGGAGAUCUUUCGGGACAUCAUGGGCCGGGACAAGGCAUCCACAUACAUUUGGAAAAGCAACUAUCACCAGAAAGGACCAGAGGAAACCGAAGAAUCGUACGCCGAGAGCUUGCAGCACGUUUCUCGCCUGGUUCUCAACAAUAAGUGUGUGUGCAUCAUGCAGAAGUGGGGUGGGAAGAGGGAGGUCAUGUACACCCCCUUCAAAGCCCUGGGAAGAAGUGUCGACUACGUACAGGUAUGUGAUUCAGACACCAUGUUGGACCCGGCCUCCUCAGUGGAGAUGGUGAAGGUUCUGGAAGAAGAUCCCAUGGUUGGAGGAGUAGGUGGAGAUGUACAGAACCACUUCAAACUGGCACAGUCUGAUUUCCUGUCUAGUUUCAGCUAG
Molecule: messenger RNA, 1141 nt
Organism: Sinocyclocheilus rhinocerous
Lineage: Eukaryota; Metazoa; Chordata; Actinopteri; Cypriniformes; Cyprinidae
Product: hyaluronan synthase 2-like
Exons: 5
Coding region: 365-1141 (258 amino acids)
Biological process (GO): extracellular matrix assembly; polysaccharide biosynthetic process; hyaluronan biosynthetic process
Cellular component (GO): plasma membrane
Molecular function (GO): hyaluronan synthase activity
Source: RefSeq, a predicted model, not a curated record